AGCACGCUAAUUUCUAAAGCGGAGGGCGAGGAAGUGGGUCCCUUACCGCUUCUGGGCCUUUUCCAUGUUGAAUCUGGCGCUGUCAAUGUCCAGGCUCAGCGAGGGGCCCAGAAGGGGCGGAGAGGGCUGGGGCGGUAGUUUAAUUACGUCCCGGGGAAUCGCGACGGCGGGGACUCUGGCGACGGGGCGAAUGCUUAGAAAAGGGGGAAGGGUCACUGCCGUGGCGUGGGGCCGGGGCAGAGCGAGGUGAACGCGCCGAUUUGGAAGCCGAGGACUGUGAGCGUUCCGUCUGCCCCUCGCCCAGCGCGCCCGCGGCCGGCAGGCGUCUCGGGACCCGCGGAGAACAUGGCGGCGCCCGGAGCCCGCGGCUGCAGCCUCUCGGGCCUGCUGCCGGCGCAGACCUCGCUGGAGUACGCGCUGCUCGACGCUGUCACCCAGCAGGAGAAGGACAACCUGGUCUACCAGUACGUGCAGAAGGUGGACGGCUGGGAGCGGGACCUGGCGGUGCCCGAGUUUCCGGAAGGAUUAGAGUGGCUGAACACAGAAGAGCCUAUUUCCAUCUAUAAGGAUCUAUGUGGAAAAGUCGUCGUCCUUGAUUUCUUCACCUACUGCUGCAUCAACUGUCUUCACCUAUUUCCUGAUCUCCAUGCGUUAGAACGGGCAUACUCUGAUGAAGAUGGUCUUCUGAUUGUUGGUGUUCACUCGGCCAAGUUUCCAAAUGAAAAAGUCCUGGACAACAUUAAGAGUGCUGUUCUUCGAUACAACAUCACCCAUCCUGUGGUUAAUGAUGCAGAUGCCAGCCUAUGGCAAGAACUGGAAGUUUCCUGCUGGCCAACUCUGGUCAUACUUGGACCCCGUGGAAACAUGUUAUUUUCUUUGAUUGGCGAGGGACACAAAGAUAAAUUAUUUUUAUAUACUUCAAUAGCUUUAAAGUAUUACCAAGACAGGGGACAGAUUAAAGACAAUAAAAUUGGCAUAAAACUGUAUAAAGAUUCUUUGCCACCUUCACCAUUGCUGUUUCCUGGCAAAAUAACAGUAGACCAUGUUACUAAAAGAUUGGUAAUAGCAGACACUGGACAUCACAGAAUUUUGGUCGUUUGGAAAAAUGGACAAAUUCAAUACAGCAUUGGAGGACCCAACCCUGGAAGAAAAGAUGGAAUAUUUUCUGAGUCAACUUUUAAUUCUCCACAGGGUGUAGCCAUAAAGAAUAAUAUCAUAUAUGUGGCGGACACUGAAAACCACCUUAUAAGGAAGAUUGACUUAGAAGCUGAGAAGGUGAGCACUGUCGCUGGCAUUGGAAUUCAAGGUACAGAUACAGAAGGUGGCGCAAAAGGAGAAGAACAACCCAUUAAUUCCCCGUGGGAUGUAAUUUUGGGAACAUCAGAUUCAGAGGUCCAAAGAGAUGACAUUCUGUGGAUUGCCAUGGCAGGGACUCAUCAAAUAUGGGCACUCCUUCUGGACUCUGGCAAACUGCCAAAGAAAAGUGAGUUAAAAAAAGGAACCUGCCUUCGGUUUGCUGGCAGUGGAAAUGAAGAGAAUCGGAACAACGCCUAUCCACACAAGGCCGGCUUCGCCCAGCCCUCGGGCCUUUCCCUGGCCUCCGGGGAGCCCUGGAGCUGCCUAUUUGUGGUAGAUAGUGAGAGCAGUACAGUGAGAACAGUCUCUCUGAAAGAUGGAGCGGUGAAGCACCUCGUGGGAGGAGAACGAGAUCCCAUGAAUUUAUUUGCUUUUGGUGAUGUUGAUGGAGUAGGAAUCAAUGCAAAGCUUCAGCACCCCCUUGGAGUAACAUGGGACAAGAAAAGGAAUUUACUGUAUGUGGCGGACUCCUACAAUCACAAGAUUAAAGUUGUGGAUCCAAAAACAAAAAACUGUAUGACAUUAGCAGGAACCGGAGACACAAAUAAUGUUAUCAGUUCCAGCUUUGCUGAGUCAACUUUCAAUGAACCUGGAGGUUUAUGUAUUGGAGAGAAUGGUCAGUUGUUAUAUGUAGCAGACACCAAUAAUCAUCAGAUUAAAGUAAUGGAUUUAGAAACAAAAACAAUUUCUGUGCUUCCCAUCUUCACAUCUGAAAAUGCUACAGUAGAUGGCCCAUUCCCAGCAGAAAAACAGAGGACAUUACCCAAACUGCCUAAAUCUGCUCCCAGCAUUGGGCUUCCCGCCAUGACCGUGUGUCCUGGGCAGACUCUUCAGUUCAAACUGAGAUUAGAGCUCCCGUCGGGAACCAAGCUAACGGAAGGAGUCCCCAGCUGCUGGUUUCUAUCAGCUGACGGCAAUGAAUGGCUUCUUCAAGGACAGACACCAUCUGGAGACAUAGAGAACAUUUCUAAUCAGCCGACGAUUUCACUUCAGAUUCCUGGUGAUUGCUUGUCACUUGAAGCCAUUGUAUCUAUCAGCGUGUUUCUUUAUUACUGUAGUGCAGAUAGCAGUGCCUGCAUGAUGAAGGCAAUUUUGUUCAGCCAGCCUCUGCAGAUAACUGACACACAGCAAGGUCACGUGGCUCCGGUAGAGCUCAGGUAUGUGUUCUAGCAGUCCAUCGCCACAGCCCCACCCUCAUCCUUCCCAUUGCUGUAACUUAAGAAGAAAUUAUUCCUGCCUCUGGAUACCAAGACACCCAUUACACAGUUCAAGCAACUGAUGUUAAAAUAAAGCUAUGCUCCUUA
This is a messenger RNA of Otolemur garnettii (small-eared galago), 2660 nucleotides long. RefSeq names its product NHL repeat containing 2 (gene NHLRC2). The coding region runs from base 346 to 2526 and encodes 726 amino acids. Gene Ontology annotation, molecular function: protein binding. The record is from RefSeq and is a predicted model, not a curated record. The transcript is spliced from 11 exons. Lineage: Eukaryota; Metazoa; Chordata; Mammalia; Primates; Galagidae.